UGCCCCUCGGGGAAGGCGGCGAGCGCCGUGGCGAGGGGGGGCCGCCGGCUGCUCGGUGAGGCUGGGCGCGGAGAUGGCGGGCGCAGGCACCGCGGCGGUGCCCGAGGGACGAACUCGUCCGGCCGUUGGGGGAGCGGCCGUUGGGGGAGUCCCCGCCCCGCGCGCGGCGCCUCAGCGCCCCUCGCAACGGCCGCCCGCCCCCGCCCACACACGGGCGCCGCCGGGGCACCGGGAGGGGAGGGGCGGGGCGAGCCGCUCGGUUGCAGCCGCCUCGCUGCGCGCCGCCGUCGGGCUGCGGGGCGCGAGUAGCCCCCCGCGGCGGCCGCUUCCGUCAGGCGGCGACCCCGCGCCGCGCCGCGUCCCCCCCGGAGGGGUCACCGGUCCGCCCGGGCGCGGAAAAAGGGAAGGCGUGCGCCUUUAAGGGAGGCUCCGCCUCCGCGCUAGCUCCCGCCCCUUGCCGCGCGCCAGGCCAGUAGGAGCGGGCGAGAGAGGAAGGCGGGAGAAUGCGAACCCCUCGCAGAGCUGCUAGCCGCUCCUUAUAAGGGCAGGGCCUCGCGCAUGCGCGGAGCCUGGCGGCCAGGGGCGGGGGCUCCGAGUGGGUUUUGCUUCGGCGGCGGCACCGCGGCGGGAAGGGGCGCGGGACCCCGCGGAGGGACAGCCCGGCCCGGCGAGGCGCUCGCCCCUCACCGCCCCCCGCGGCGCCUCGGCGCCGCCCGCGCAAGCUCGGCCCCCUGCGGGCAGAGGGGCGGCGGUCGGCGGCAGGAGGGAGCGGAGCGGGGCCGCCGCGGGGACCCCGCGCCCGGUGCGGGCGGCGCGGCGGCGGCGGCGGAUGUGCUGCUGGCGCGGGGGGAUGAUGCUGGCGGGGCCGCAGCUGGUGGCGGGGCCGGCGGCGCCGGGCGGGGAGCGGGCCCGGCUGCUCUCGCUCUACGUGCAGGACUACCUGGAGUGCGUGGAGUCGCUGCCGCUGGACAUUCAGCGCAACGCCUCGCUGCUGCGGGAGAUGGACACGCAGUGCCAAGAAGCGCUAAAAGAAAUAGAUGAUGUCUAUGAAAAAUACAAGUCUGAAAAUGAUCCUGUUCAGAAGAAACGCUUGCAGCAGCAUCUUCAGCGUGCAUUAAUCAACAGCCAAGAACUUGGAGAUGAAAAAAUUCAAAUAGUUACUCAGAUGCUAGAACUGGUAGAGAAUAGAGCCCGGCAAAUGGAAACACACUCUCAGUGUUUUCAAGAUCUGUCUGAGAACGAAAAGCCUCUAGAAAAGGCAAAGAUGGAGUCCUGCCAGCCAGAGAGAUCUUCACGUAGACCUCGUCGCCAGCGAACCAGCGAAAGCCGUGAUCUGUGCCAUAUAGCAAAUGGUAUUGAUGACUGCGAUGAUCAGCCACCUAAAGAAAAAAGAUCUAAAUCUUCUAAGAAGAAAAAACGCUCCAAAGCCAAACAAGAGAGAGAGGUUUCACCUGUAGAAUUUGCAAUUGAUCCUAAUGAACCAACUUACUGCUUAUGCAACCAAGUGUCUUACGGCGAAAUGAUAGGAUGUGAUAAUGAACAGUGUCCUAUCGAGUGGUUCCACUUUUCGUGUGUUGGACUCACCUACAAACCAAAGGGGAAAUGGUAUUGCCCCAAGUGCAGAGGAGACAAUGAGAAAACGAUGGACAAAUGUACUGACAAAUCAAAAAAGGAUAGAAGAUCGAGGUAGUGAAAGCAAUUCAUGUUUUAAAGAGUUGCUCCUUUUAUAUUAAAAUGUUUAAUUUCCAGAGAACGCUGUUUUAGGAAAUGCAUAAGACUAUGCAAUAAUUUUUAAUCUAUAAUAUUAAUGGAGUAUUAAAAGCUGUUAUACCUUCUGUGAUCUUUAACUUUCUGCACUGAAUAACCAAAUAAUUGAAACAGGGUGGCUUCAGACUUUCACAGAAGACAUUACAACAUAUGGCGCUUGGUUUCAAUUUAACCCCAUUAGUAUUUUAAAGAACCUUGUGAAUCUUGAAAUAAUGGUGGUGGGAAAGAUACUGAAGAACUUUUCAUGUUAUGGGAAAGGCAUUGAAAGGCCUCACGUAACUGCUAGAAUCUUAACAACUGAAUUUGUUCUUUAUCCCAGGUCCUAAGUUUUCAGUUUUUGUGUUAACAUCACACAUUUGGAAUUAGGGGUUUUGAAUUCAGCUGUAACUGUAAAAGUCUUCCGAGCUAAAAGCAGACCUCUUCAGUGACUUUCAUAUGACCAGUAUGUUAUUUCAAGGAAGAAAAUACUACUAACUUAAACUUUUUUUUUUUGUCAAUAUUAAACUCUUGUCUUUGUGACUUUA
Molecule: messenger RNA, 2291 nt
Organism: Harpia harpyja (harpy eagle)
Lineage: Eukaryota; Metazoa; Chordata; Aves; Accipitriformes; Accipitridae
Gene: ING2
Product: inhibitor of growth family member 2
Exons: 2
Coding region: 830-1690 (286 amino acids)
Biological process (GO): positive regulation of DNA-templated transcription
Cellular component (GO): nucleus
Source: RefSeq, a predicted model, not a curated record